Molecule: messenger RNA, 1095 nt
Organism: Limulus polyphemus (Atlantic horseshoe crab)
Lineage: Eukaryota; Metazoa; Arthropoda; Merostomata; Xiphosura; Limulidae
Product: trimethyllysine dioxygenase, mitochondrial-like
Exons: 6
Biological process (GO): carnitine biosynthetic process
Cellular component (GO): mitochondrion
Source: RefSeq, a predicted model, not a curated record
UCAUUAUUUGGCAGCUUAAACUUAAAGAAUCGAAUGAAGUCUCAGACGAGGUCUUAAUUUGUCAAAUUCUGUUGAUACCCGAUUGAUUUAAAAUCUGGCGAGUAUCCGGGUUUCAGGGUACACAUGCCGACCUCUUCAAUUUAUUCUAACAAUUUUACAACUUUUACGAAAACAUUUUUCUACAAGGCGCCGUUCAAUCUGGAAAUGCAAAAUACUUUCAACCUAUCAAUUAUUUGAGGUAUUUGAGGAGUAAAAAAUUGUAGUGUAUCAUGGCUUUGAGAACUUUACAGGCGUUCUUCAGAAUAGCUGCAGUAAGCUUAAAGCAGCCUGUAAAAAGGCCUCAACAAUCAAAUUAUGUUUUACUUGCUCGGCACUUUCACAAGAGAGGAACCAGUACUGUUGUCGACACAGCAACAACACCUCGUUUCAAUGCGACCAUUCAGGAAACUAUGCCAAUGAGCAGUCAUUCACUGAAAGUUAUCUUCAGUAAUCAUGAAGCUGCUGAGUUCAAAUAUAUAUGGCUUAGAGACAAUUGCCACUGUUCUUCCUGCAUCCACCCUGAUAGCAAGCAAAAGCUAGUAGAUACUGCUGAACUGGAUGUCAACAUCUCACCCAAGUCUUUCCAGGUGAAUGAAGAUGGCCAACUGGAGGUAACAUGGAAGGAAAAUCAGAAGGAACAUGUUAGUGUAUAUGAGUCUCACUGGCUGUAUAAAUACGGCAGAUGUUUUACCAUGGAAACCUUCCAUAAUGAGAAGGAUCAAGUUAAACUCCCUCCACUGGAAGUGUGGGAUCGUGUUUCAAUAUGGAGGAACAUGCCUGAAAUUUCUUAUAAAGAGAUGAUGGAGACAGGUGAUGGCCUACAUGCCUGGCUGGAGAUGAUCUACAAAUAUGGAGUUGCUAUUCUGAGAAAUUGUCCUCUAGAGAAGGAUGAAAUCCUUAAGGUAGCUGACAGAAUUGCUUAUGUAAAGAACACAAUUUGGGGACCUACAUUUGAUGUUAUAUCUGAGCCUGUUCAGAGUGAUCCCAAACAUCUUGCUUUCUCUGGACGUUUCUUGGAGCUGCAUACAGAUAUGAACUAUCGUGAAAAGUCACCUG